Molecule: messenger RNA, 885 nt
Organism: Myiozetetes cayanensis
Lineage: Eukaryota; Metazoa; Chordata; Aves; Passeriformes; Tyrannidae
Gene: CBX1
Product: chromobox 1
Exons: 5
Coding region: 81-638 (185 amino acids)
Biological process (GO): chromatin organization; negative regulation of transcription by RNA polymerase II
Cellular component (GO): nucleus; pericentric heterochromatin
Molecular function (GO): chromatin binding
Source: RefSeq, a predicted model, not a curated record
GCGAUCCCCACCCUCAGCACACACCGGCGGCGGGGCUGUGCAAGCAGCGUCGCCCGAAAGCUGAAAAGCUGGCCAGCACAAUGGGAAAAAAACAGAACAAGAAGAAAGUGGAAGAGGUCCUAGAGGAAGAGGAGGAGGAAUAUGUGGUGGAGAAGGUCCUGGAUCGGCGGGUGGUGAAGGGGAAGGUGGAAUAUCUGCUCAAGUGGAAAGGAUUCUCGGAUGAGGACAACACCUGGGAGCCCGAGGAGAACCUGGACUGCCCAGACCUCAUUGCAGAAUUCCUGCAGUCCCAGAAAACCGCCCACGAGAGCGAGAAAUCCGAGGGCAGCAAACGCAAAGCGGAGUCGGACUCGGAGGACAAGGGGGAGGAGAGCAAACCAAAGAAGAAGAAGGAGGAGUCGGAGAAACCGCGCGGCUUCGCCCGAGGCUUCGAGCCGGAGCGGAUCAUCGGCGCCACGGACUCCAGCGGGGAGCUGAUGUUCCUGAUGAAGUGGAAGAACUCGGACGAGGCCGACCUGGUGCCCGCCAAGGAGGCCAACAUCAAGUGCCCGCAGGUGGUGAUCUCCUUCUACGAGGAGAGGCUGACAUGGCACUCCUACCCCUCCGAGGACGACGACAAGAAGGAGGACAAGAACUAAGGCCUCGCUGCCCGCUCUGGGCGGCCUUUGGUGGAAAGAUUCCGGACUGGGGGUGUGAGCAGGAGGGGAUUGGAGGCGGCUCUGCUCGGGUGGGACGUGGAGAUGGCUGGAGAAGGUGCCCUUUGAAGAGACCAGUAUGGUUUCUGUGCCCUGCAGCUGCUCAACUGCUUCGUGCAGCUUCCCUGCUGUGUCCAGAUUCCAACCAGCCCGGCUCAAUUUGGAGGGGGAGGGAAAAACACAGGGGGAU